UUCGCCCCUCGAAGCUGGAAAUGCAACUCUUGGAAGUAUCGGAGGCUGCGGAGCUGGAGGCGGAGGCGGCUUGGGGGGUCCGAGCGAUGUGACCAGGCCGCCGUCACUCGUCUCUCCUGCCGCCUCCCGUCUUGAAAAUAACUUUUUUACUAAAAAGAAAGAAAAAAAGUAGCCGUCCGCCCCUCACACUCUCUUUUCCUCUCAGUCCUCUGCCCCGUGAGAGAGCCCGGGGUGGCCGCUCCGCCGUCGGGGCCGCGCCGCCGAGCCCCGGCCGCCCCGGGCCACCCCCUCCGCCGCCCCCAUGCAUCCCUUCUACACUCGGGCCGCCACCAUGAUAGGCGAGAUCGCCGCCGCCGUGUCUUUCAUCUCCAAGUUCCUCCGUACCAAGGGGCUCACGAGCGAGCGACAGCUGCAGACCUUCAGCCAGAGCUUGCAAGAGCUAAUGGCAGAACAUUAUAAACAUCACUGGUUUCCAGAGAAGCCGUGCAAAGGAUCAGGUUACCGUUGUAUCCGCAUCAACCAUAAAAUGGAUCCUCUGAUUGGACAGGCAGCACAACGGAUUGGACUGAGCAGUCAGGAGCUGUUCAGGCUUCUCCCCAGCGAACUCACACUCUGGGUUGACCCCUACGAAGUGUCCUACAGAAUCGGAGAGGAUGGCUCCAUCUGUGUGCUGUAUGAAGCCUCACCAGCAGGAGGUAGCACACAAAAUAGCAGCAACAUGCAAAUGGUAGACAGCAGAAUCAGCUGUAAGGAGGAACUUCUCUUGGGUAGAACAAGCCCUUCCAAAAACUACAAUAUGAUGACUGUAUCAGGUUAAGAUAUAGUCUGUGGAUGGAUCAUCUUAUAAUGGAUGGAUAAAUUUGAUUUUUGCUUUGGGUGGGCUCCUCUUGGGGAUGGAUUAUGGAAUUUAAACCAUGUCACAGCUGUGAAGAUCUGGCACAAGAUAGAGUGGU
This is a messenger RNA of Chrysochloris asiatica (Cape golden mole), 953 nucleotides long. RefSeq names its product B-cell translocation gene 1, anti-proliferative (gene BTG1). Bases 302 to 817 code for a protein of 171 amino acids. The record is from RefSeq and is a predicted model, not a curated record. The transcript has 2 exons. Gene Ontology annotation, cellular component: cytoplasm; nucleus. Gene Ontology annotation, biological process: negative regulation of mitotic cell cycle; negative regulation of cell population proliferation. Lineage: Eukaryota; Metazoa; Chordata; Mammalia; Afrosoricida; Chrysochloridae.